Molecule: messenger RNA, 662 nt
Organism: Filobasidium floriforme
Lineage: Eukaryota; Fungi; Basidiomycota; Tremellomycetes; Filobasidiales; Filobasidiaceae
Product: ubiquitin-related domain-containing protein
Exons: 9
Coding region: 136-441 (101 amino acids)
Biological process (GO): protein sumoylation
Cellular component (GO): septin ring; nucleus
Molecular function (GO): protein tag activity; ubiquitin-like protein ligase binding
Source: RefSeq, a predicted model, not a curated record
GUUUACUUUUUCGCCACGAGCUCGAUUCAUGCUCGAUCAUCUUCUUCUACAUCGUCGUCGUUCUCUAUCGCCACCUACCUCAAGCCACCGCAGUACACGUCUCAAGAAUAAUCUAGUAAAGCAACUCAUAUCAAAAUGUCCGAGGAGAACAACGAAGCGCCCCCUACCGCUCCUCCCGCCGGCGAGGUCAAGCCCGAGCAGCAGUCUAUGAACAUCAAGGUCACUUCGACCGACGGUAACGAGGUCUUCUUCAAGAUCAAGCGUACGACCAGGUUGAACAAGCUCAAGAACGCCUAUGCCGAGCGAGUCGGAAAGAACGUUGCUGCCAUCCGAUUCUUCUACGACGGAAACAGGGUGAACGACGACGACACCCCGGACAGCUUGGAUCUCGAGGAGGGAGACUCGAUCGAGGUCGCUUUGGAGCAGGUCGGAGGUUGUUAAUUCGGGAGGCGUCGAACGGGGAAUGGGGUGUUCGACGGUUUACAGGUCGCAGGCAAGCGAGGUCAACUCUUCUUGCUUCGUCCGCUUCGGUCGAGCUCGUGCGGCACUUCUGUUUCCCUAUCGGUAGCGAACUUGUCAUGGGUUAUUUCGAAAGUCGUCUGUAUAAAUUUGGCGUGUGUAAUCUUGGUUGGGGUGACAAGAUCGAUGGCCUCUUUCUGAAA